This is a messenger RNA of Pseudozyma flocculosa PF-1, 831 nucleotides long. RefSeq lists its product as uncharacterized. Gene Ontology annotation, molecular function: structural constituent of ribosome. The transcript has 2 exons. The record is from RefSeq and is a predicted model, not a curated record. NCBI's taxonomy places the organism in Eukaryota, Fungi, Basidiomycota, Ustilaginomycetes, Ustilaginales, Ustilaginaceae. Bases 1 to 831 code for a protein of 276 amino acids. Gene Ontology annotation, biological process: ribosomal small subunit assembly; cytoplasmic translation. Gene Ontology annotation, cellular component: 90S preribosome; cytosolic small ribosomal subunit; ribosome.
AUGUCCAAGAUCCCUGCUGCCCUCAACCCCACCGAGGAGGACAUCUCGCUCCUCCUGGCCGCCCAGGCCCACAUCGGUACCAAGAACACCGAGAAGGCCAUGCUCCCCUACAUCUACAAGCGCCGCGCUGACGGAAUCAACCUGCUCAACAUCGGCAAGACCUGGGAGAAGAUCGUCCUCGCUGCCCGUAUCCUGGCUGCCAUUGAGAACCCGGCCGACAUCUGCGUCAUCUCGGGCCGCCCCUACGGCCACCGUGCCGUGCUCAAGUUCGCCACCAACACUGGCGCCCAGGCCAUCGCCGGCCGCUUCACCCCGGGUUCGUUCACCAACUACAUCACCCGCUCGUACAAGGAGCCGCGCGUGAUUGUGUGCACCGACCCGCGCGUCGACCACCAGGCCAUCCGCGAGGCGUCGUACGUCAACAUCCCCUGCAUCUCGUUUGCCGACUCCGACUCGCCGCUCAAGUUCGUCGACGUCGCCAUCCCCGGCAACGUCCGCGGCCGCCACUCGGUCGGUCUCCUCUGGUGGCUCCUCUGCCGCACCGUCCUCCGCCUCAAGGGCCAGGACCUCACCGUCAUGCCCGACAUGUUCUUCUACCGCGACCCCGAAGAGAUUGAGCGCGAGGCCCAGGAGUCGGCCGCCGCCGCCGCCGCUGCCAAGGAGGGCGGUGACGCCACCGUCGAGGCCGCCGGCGACGUCAACACCGAGGUCCCCCUCGCCGUUGCCGCCAACCUCGCCGCCGAGGGCGCUACCGUCGACUGGUCCGCCGAGGGCGCCCAGGACUGGGCCGCUGACGGCGCCGCCGAGCCCACCACCACCUCGUGGGACUAA